AUGGAGGAGGAGGAUGCCUGGGACGUAGAGGAGAGCUUCCUCAACCCCUUCUCCGAGAGGGCUCAGGUUCUCUUUGACAUCCGCAAGUGCAGGACUGGGGAUUCCUCCGACUUGCUGUGCACCGGCGGUCUACUGGACCUAGUCCGCGGAAGCCUGACCUGCAGCACGGAGGAGGAGUUCGAGCAGAUUUACAAUCUGGCCUUGACUCUCACAGUGGAGAACGACCACGCCACCGUCGUUCGAGUAAAGAAUGGGUUCCAUUCACCUUCUGCUGGUGGAUACUGCGACCUGAAGCUCUUCCUGCUCAUUGCGCAUGACAAGCCCGAGGAUGGUGCAACAGACGGGUUGAAGGUGUGCCACAUUUGUGAGCUUCAAGUUCACCUGAAGCAAUUCUUGGCAUGCAAGAAGUUCACGCACUUGCCCUAUGUCAUUGACCGUGGUGACUACGAUCAGACUUGA
Molecule: messenger RNA, 459 nt
Organism: Symbiodinium pilosum
Lineage: Eukaryota; Dinophyceae; Suessiales; Symbiodiniaceae
Source: the annotation of a GenBank genome assembly